UGGGGGGGUCCACAGAGGCUGACAGUGAAAAUAGGAUGUCUUCUGACAGCGACUGAAAGAGGUUUGGGUGUAAGGAGAUACCUUAAAUUUGAACCCACAGAGACCAUAAAGAUGAGAGUUGAGGUUUGGUGGAGGGGAAGGAAAAAUGGGGAGAGGGUCAGACACUGCAUCAUUUAAGUACUGUGGCUGAUGUCACUUCCUAGGCACCAUAAUUGGUCAUCAGUGACUCUUCAAGCGGUGAAGAAUGGCUAAAUGAAAACACACACACUCACGCUCAAAGGCGCACACACACUCUUCCCCAGGGGAGUGAAAGAAAGCUUCAGUGAUCCAUUGAAACCUUAAUUGCUCGGACCUUACACCCACCUCUCUCUCUCUCUCUCUCUCUCUCAUGCACACUCUCCCCCCUUCCUUCUCUCUCUCUCUCUCUUUCUCUCUCUCUCUCCCUCACACACCUUUGAAGUGGGCAUCUCUCGUCUGUUGAGCGCCUCGCCGUCGCAUAUUUCUCGGCUCACCUAUACACUCAUUCGCACCUCCGCUGCCGUGGCCCCCAUGUGGCCCCUCCCAAACCGGUCAAGAUCGUUAAAUGGGUUAACUCUGUCACCGGGAGAAAGCGAGAUAAAUGCAGCGGGAGCGUCGGGAGAUCCCCCACCGCUGUUUUACUACCGAUCUGCACCCAAAGACACCGUCCUCUCCACUGCGACGUGUUGAUUCGACAGAGUAGAUAGAAUUGAAAUCGUGAUUUACGGUUCGAGGAGGAGGAGAGUGGCAAUAAUAGCAGCAGAAGCGAUUCUUAGACCCAGACCCGUGGGCGGCUGGGUGGCGUCCGUCUGGGUGAGUUGAUAGGACGAAGACUUGGCACUCUACCUACCAACUGCUACAUCCCAAAAAUCUCCAAGAUAUGGCGAUGAGAAGUGAGGUGUAGAAAUCGGAUGGGAGGCCAUAAAUGUGGGUUUAUGCUGCAGCUGAAACGGACACAUUUUCUCAUUUUCCUCCUCCUCACCUUCACCUAACCAGUUGAUAUUUCGUCUCUAAAGUGUGCAGCACAUGACACCCUGGUGAAUCCCCGAGGCUGGUCCCACACACAGACUGAAUGAGUCCAUCUCUGGCUGUCGGACGGACUCCUCAAAAGCACAGGACGGAUGCAAACAGAAUAAACCCAUCUUGGCAAAUCGGAACACCCUCAGCGUCUCCAGCAGCGACGAGUUUUGUAACGGAGCUGGGUGAAUCUGUCACCGGGGGACCCGUCGUUUCACAGGCAGGUAGGCUGUUAGAGUGUCACCUCUGGGUGCUUGUGUUAAAGGUGAUAUAGGUGAUUACUGAUACCUGAUCAGCCGCCCAUGCGUCUGUGCCUCUCAUGGCUGCAGAGCUGCACGGGCGACUGCACCUGUUGUAAUCCGUGGAAAUGUGCGCGCGUGCCUGUGCGCGCAUAAGUAAAUAGACCACCGUGCAUGUGCCGAAAGUCUGGAUGAUCUGUGUAUGUUUGUUGACGGACAUGUGUGUGUUUGUGUGUGUGUUUGCAUUCCGACUCUUUCAUCUCCUGAAAACCUCUCUCCAGCUGUUUGUGCGCGUCGCGCGCGUCACUGCGCGCUGCGUGGGUUUGAUCAGUGUGACUAGAGAGUGAUUACAGGUCCAUCACACGUGCUCUAUAAGUGCAAUUACUGUGUAAUUGUCUCGACAUGCUGCGGGAUGUAAAGCACUCUAUCACAGGCUACAUGGGGCUUUAUGGCUGUGUCAGCCGCCCUCGUGCUCACUCUGCUGUAUGUAGUUCUCACUCAGGUUUCUGAUAAAUGAGAUGGACUGCUGUCUGAGGGCACUUGUAUUCAUUCCCAUCGAUUGAUGCUGCAAAACUCCAGUCGUAAAGAAUGAGGGCCAGAUCUGUCACUUGUCUCACAAACAUUACUCAUCCGAUUCCCCAAAGGAGACUCAGAGGAGAAGGUGGGUGGGGGUGUUACGUGCGUGCUACCAAGAGGGUUUUAGGCGAGCAUUUUGGCGGUUAGAGCUCAUGAAUGAUUUUUUUUUUCUUCAUGUUUAUUUUAUUCCUAGACAUCUAAGUCUCAGUACAAUGACGGUGAAUGUGGCAGCGGAUUUGAGCAUGUGCGUCCAGCUGCGCGCCAUCCUCUGCAGAUGCGCGCUGUGUGGCACACCAUCGUGGGUGACCAACUCUUUUCCCCGUUGUGUAUGACUCUUAAAACACCCAAGAAGCUCAUCAACGACCACCUGUUAGAAAACCGAACACACAUCAACAAACCGUUUUCCUCAGGUGGUGUAUGGUGAAGCACCAGAGCUGUUCCCUUGACGGUUCAGCUGCUGAUGUGGUCAGAUAGGGUGUGUUGGAUGACCCAGGCAGGCAAACCGCUGGGGGGAGGCUGUAUGCCAACAUGUGCAGCAGAAAGGUUUUUUUUUUUCGACUGUCAGGGAGAAACCACAGAGAUCACAGCUGUGUGGAGGCUUCCCAUCCCUGCUCAAGGUGACUUCAGAAGGCGCUGAUAAUAUGACAUUGACAAGGAAAAGAGGGCGAAGUGUUUACAUUUAAUAAAUUAAUCAAUUUAGCUGCAAAUCUAUUCAGAAGCCAUUUCAUCGUUGGGCGCCUGUUGAAGCAGCAUGUCUUUGUUCUGUUUGGUCUUUCUGUCAAAUCACAGAGUUUCUUUUUUUACCUUUAUCCUGCACUGAUGCAUCAGCUGAUCAACUGUGAUCUCUCAUUAUUUUUGGCAGGCAAAAGGAGCUUCAUCUCCGUAACUAGAGGAGUCAUGGCGAGCUGACUGACGUUUUAGUGCAUUGAAGUAAAAAGAGAAUAAUUUGUUGAUUUAUAUAAAAGUCCACACGUCCUGUGUACAGAUCACACAGACACAGGAGGAUCCACAGAUGAAGUAAAAUUCUAUUUUUUUUAAUGUUCUGGUUGUGAAUUUGUGGCUUCUUCAGUUAUUUUAACCUGCUUUCAUUGAGGUAGUGAAUAGAACUUCAUGCUGUUGUCGGUUUUUGAUGGCAGCAACGUGCAUGUCCUCUUUUUGUGUUUCUCUCGACUGGGGACAGAGGGAGGUGCAGAAAAAACUUGCUUCGUCUUUCUCCCUAUUCCCAGUGUUUUGCUCAGUCUCAGUCGCUCCUCUUCCUUGAUCUCAGUCCCUUCCCUCUCUUCUGAGCUUUAAUUCGUUCUGAUCACCACACAGCAGACUUGAAACUCAGAUCCCCAGGGUGCAGGUGACCCUUCAGUUCAAACACCAUCAGUCGGUCCCUCUUUCAUUCGCUCCUUUCAUCCCCCUCCUCCUCCUCCUCCUCGUCCUCUCUCUUACCUACCUGUCUGUCUGCCAUUCUGUCUGUCUGUCUGCCACUCGUCUUCUCCCGGCCAGGCAAUGAGGCUUAUCAGAUGGAGGUUUUCUGCUGAAGCUUGUCCUUGUCAGCUCUCAUGUCCAUCUCUGUGACAACAGCCUGUGUUUUCACGAGCAGAAAAAAACACAAUCCAAAAAUAUAUGGGAGAAAAAAAAGAGGAGUGAGGGGGAGAGAGAUAUAAAAAAAAGAGAGAGGAUGAGGAUGUGUGGCUGAGCUGGAUGUAUGUGUUUGCGUGUCUGCUGGUUUUUCUGCCAUGAGUGGGUGUUUCUGUCAGGGGGACAAUCAUGAGCAGAUGGACUGUUGAAAUACAUCCUCAUAUUAAUUUCAUAUCAUAUGUCUUAUUAAUUUCUCCACCACAUUUUUUAAUGCUGAAAUCCUGUUUUAUUGAUGGGUUUAAGGAAGAGUCAUUGAAUGCUCUGUUGAAGCCUAAGCACAUAAAUUAUUAAUGGGACAUCUAACACACAUGCAUCUACAUACUCCCAACAUGGACAGGUACACACAUCAACAUGUCAGGGGAAUUUUAACAUGCAAAUGGAUCAUGAAUUUACAUUUUGUAUAUCAGUAUGCUGAAAACAACCAUUUUUUCUCUUAAGGGGUGUUUCCAACUCUGCAGUUAUCAGUUCUGCAGCACUUGCAAACAGGACUUAAGCAGCUAUCAGAAGUGGACAGCAACUUGUUAUCGUCAGGCGACGCAGAGGUGCAAUUAUAUUAGAGGCAGCAGCUAAGACUGAGUCAAUUUGUCUCACUCACUCUGUAAUUUAAGUUGUUGAGGACUUACAUAUGGACCUGUUGACACCUGUAAAAAACAUGUACUGAUUUGUCACACUGAUUGUCACAUGUACUGAUUUGUAAUUCAUAUCAGGCUUUUAAAAUUUAUCUAAGCUUGGGAUAAAGAAUGUGGAUUGAUAAUGUACUGCUAGCAUUAAAACAUUUUUUAUAUUUUAAAUGUAGUUCAUACACAUCUAAAAGACUACAACUGAGUGAGCAAAGAUGCAUGAAUAAACAUGUUUUUUUAUACCUAUCCGCUCUAUUUAAAGUCACUUUUAUUGACACAAAAACAACAGCUCUGACCCCUCUUUGUUUUUAUCACUCUAACCUGGAGCACCCUGAGACCUGCUAAAAUAUCUUUCAGUGUUAGAGUCUUCAUUCAGCCACUGAGCUGUCACACUAAGUAUACCAACUUGAAGAAUGUCAGAAGUCCAUAUGUACUGCACUCUGAGUUUAUUGACGCUUGAAGCAUCAAUAAAUACAGAGUGCAGUGUAUAUGGACUACAACUGCGACUGUUACUGCUGUUUCACUGCUGUCUGCAACUCAGCCAGCAGCUACUGGCAAUUUGUUUUAUAUGUAUCUUAGUUGUGGUGACAGCUUUUAAGGUGUAUUCCAGCUUGAGAACUUUUUUUUCUCCUCUCAGAAUAUUUGCGUCACAUCUUUCUAAGUUCAAAUAGUGUCAUCCUUCUCUGAAAAAGUGAAAAACAUAAAAACCAUAGCUGUCAGUUUUACUUUCAUCAGCUAGUUGCAGCUGCACUUGUUCUUCUUUGCAUGUAAUAGUGGAUCACAUUCUGCCACCAAUGUGUUGAAAUGUAUUGAUUUGUUAAUAAGUAAAGAAAACGAAGGGUGUCCCGAUACAACUUUUUUUUUUUUUUACUUCGGAUACGAUAUCGAUAUUGUAGCUGUCAGUAUUGGCCAUUACCAAUAUUGAUCCAGUAUUAGCACAAACUUGUGCAAGACAAGUUUUGCAGUCAGCUGCAACAUCUUUUUCUGACUUCAAUGAAAAAAUACUGCCACACGGCUGACAGCACUCCUACUCCUUGCUACUUUGUUAGUACCUUAGUACAAACUGUUGUUAUAAUGAUGUGGGCUCUGCAUGCUGGAUCUGGAUGCUGCUAGAUAAAUGUGUUCGUAUCAAAGUGCUGAUAUCAGAGAUUUUUAGAUGCAAGCCGAUAUAAUCAGAUAUCAAUUUUUUGCUGAUAUCAGACUGAUAUCCAAUAUCUGAUAUCAAUAUCAGACCAGGACACCCCUAAAGAAAACCAAUCUUUAUUGGUUGUUUUUAUCAGAUAAAAUUGCAUUAUCAAUUUGAUAGAUAAAAAAUCAUUCCCUUUAUUUGAUAGACAAGUUGUACAUUUGUAAUUUAAAGCUCCUGUGAGGAACUUUUGGUUUGUGUCAAGUUUGAAACACCCUGUGGACAGAGCAGUCUUUGCUUAUUCCAUUCUUUUUCUAUAUGCUUGAGUAUCUACAAAGAGAACUUAUCCUGCUUACCUUUGAUGGCUAAAUAUAUUAUUCAUUGUAAAAAUUUUACAUGAAAAUUCCUUAGCUGACACCUCCCCCCUCACACUGUCUCCAGGGUUUAAAGAUUAGGAUAUUAAAACCAUCAAACUUAUCACUGAUGGUCUUUUUGCUCAUCAUGAAAAGGCACAAAUAAGAAUUUCAGUCUAUUUCACAAACAUCAAAAACUUCUCAGAGGAGCUUUAAUGCAAAAAUUAUCAUAAUUUAAAUUAUGUUAGUUUUUUUUAAUGCAAUCUUGCAGUUUUUCAUGUUGGAACAAAUCUUUAAAAAAAAGGAACUAAAAUCCCUUUUCUGCUUGCAUUGCAUUUAAACCAGCACAAGGUAAAUGUCAGGGUUGUCGAACCUUGGGCUCAUGACCUGUUGUAUUUAAUAUUUGUUAACAACAACAACAAAAAUCAUCUGAAGGUCAAUUUUCAAGAAGGUCAGUAAGCUCGUACACGCCUGCAACCUCUCGAUCUGACACUUCCUCAGCCAAGGACCUGUGCUGCACCAUAAUGAAACCCCCUGUCAUUGAUUUUAAUUAUUUUUUCAUUUUAUUUAGGUCAUUUGAUCUUUGGCAGCACAAUGUCUGGAUUCUCACAAAUUGUGUGUUAUUCGUAGAGGGUUGGCAUUAACAAUAUUUUGUUAGAGUCCCAUCACUUCAAUGUAGCAGUUUUGCAAUUAAUUAACUUCUUUUGGAUUUUUUUUUUCUGAUUCAUUUACUAAUUUCUUACUUACUCACUUAUGGAACAUGUCUAAGCUCAUGUAGAGGAAAUUAUGGAAGUAUGUAAAAUAACUCUGUAUGAGUUGCAUAGUUCGUGUUUCUGCCUUCAGUUCUUUCCAGUCACCACUUUUCAGUGCUGCUCAAACCCGGCUAUAACCGCAAAGUGUUUAACUUGAGCUCCUGUUUAUUUUACCCUUUCUAAAGAUAGGCUCUACAUCUUGUUUUAAGCUCAACGUAGAGGGAAUGUUAAAAAAAAUAUUGCAUUUUAAAGAGUUUAUUCAGUUCUCUCUGGGAAGGUAGGGCUUCUUUGCAUGUUCCCCGCUUGUUGGCUUAAACUUGGUUCAGCAUAAAAGAAAAAAUAUUCGUUAAGUAGCUUUAAUGUGCGGUUGGGACCAAAGAAGAACCAGGAGCAGAUGGACAGAAGACUAAAUUUCCUCCCAGCUCACGAACCACGCACACUGACACACACACACACACUCUCACACAAACCUUUCUUGUGCAUACUGCUGUCUUUCUCUGUCUCAUGCACUGAUACACACAGCUAUUUCCACUCUGCUGUCCUCUACAGAUCACCAGAGCAGACUCCCAUGGCUCUUAACCUUUUACACCAUCUUUGUUUUAAUGCACAGUGAGUGUCCUUUCUCCUCUCUUGGCACUGGUUCCAAGAUCUACAAGAGAUUAGAGUUUCAAAUAACAGGAGAGGAGAGAGGAGAGAGGAGAGGAGAUGUUUAUACUUUGACAAUGUCUCCUGUGACAAAGACAUCUUCACUUGUUCUCUAUCUCUCCUGUCUGGCAGCAGCACGCUCAUGAAAUACUCCUGGGAUAUCUUUGCCUCCCGUCAUGUCUUCCCCUCUCUCUCUCUUCACUUCAGCCUUACCAUGUACUAUUGGCAGGAAUAUUACAUGAAGCAUCAUGCCGAAAGUGUCAAAAUAUUACUCUGGCAAAGUCCUCAGGGGGGCAACUCUCAUGAAUCAAAGCAUGGUUGCUCUGAUCAUACGACAGCGCAGGGCUGUGGCUGAUUGAUGCCCCAUCAAGCCCUGCGGUCCCUUGGUGAGGUGUUGGGUGACAGCAGGGAUUAUCCAGAGGAAGAGGAAGUCGCAAGAUCUGACGUGGGGGUUAGAAGAAACAACACAGACUGACAGGACUUUAUGUUUUUCCUCUGCGGACCGACGAGGCAGCAUAAAGAGCGAGCAGGAAAAAGACAGGGAAAGAAUGAUUGUAAGAUAAUACCGUGUUCCUGAUUGUACUCUGAUGGUAUUUAUGAGAACAAUAACAGCGGAAUACUUUUCUUGUGACUCCAUUGAAUUAUAAUGAGAUUACAUAAUUUGUCAGUGUGAUUGUGCCACGAGGAGACAGCGGUUUCUCCCUGGAAACGAGCAUUAGGAGAGUGGAAGGAACAAUGUGCCCUCCACAGGAGACACUGUUUCUAAAAAGGACUCCUGGCUGCACUGGAAGCCAGGGUUUCAAUGUACGUACACCAAAUUGCUGUGUGUUUUUCUGUCCUUUGUAUGCGCACACACUCAGACUCUGUGCAUGUUUGCUCUGCAGGGAGAAGAUGCCAUUCCAUCAUGUGCGGGCGGGCCUGCUCUAUCCAGACAACUACUUGAGCAGCUCCCUGACGGAGGGCAGCGAAGCCUUCCAACUCACCAGCAUCUCCACCGAGGAGCUGGGAGGUGAGUGCGUCCACAGAGCCAAAGAGAGGUAGAGAGGGAAAUGAAAGAGGCAGUGGGGGUGCAGAGUAAAGUGUGGGGUAUUUGCAAUUAAUGUUUCAAUAGUGGAACAAUGUAGCUACAAUACUCCAAUCCUCCCGGGGAAAAGUUUUUCCAUUUAGCCAUUUUGUCAGAGCCUGACUGGAUGCAUUGGUUUCCAAUUAUGCUGCUCAGGAAACAAAUUCAGUCAGUGAAAUGAGUUUGUAGCAGCGCAGGACAGAAAGAUUUAUAAUCACACCUGAAUUAAGGAACCCAUGUGUAAGUAUCUUAAAGCAAAUUUCCAGUUAAUCUUGUAUGUGAAGUAACUUUACCAGAUUUCACAUACUUUCACAGUGAGAAACAGUCUCUCCACCAGUACUUUGAUGAUUUAAUUGUUGGAAUAAGACUGAGUCUCAGUCCCAACAGUAUUUAGUAAAUGUCAAUCCCCCUCUCUUCUCACAUUUCCUGUUCCUCCUCUCUCUCACAGUCCCGUCAAUUAAAAUCCUCCAAUACGAGCAGAAACAAGUUAAACUGACCUCAUCAUGGUCUGGCUCACGACUGUGACCGGCCUCAUGUGUUUUGUUGUCUUGAUUACCAGAAAAUUACACCCUUAUCACAAGAAAAAAAAACAGGCGUUGUUAUCUCGAGAUUAUGAGAUAAAUUAAUCUCUUAUAAUGAGAAAAUCAGCUCUGUCAUCCUGAGAUAAUGAGAAAACAAGUCUAGAUACUGAGCAACAACUGAAACGAACUCAUUAUCACACAAAAAACAUGUUUUCUAUCUGGGGACAAGGAGAAAAUUAGUCAACAUGUUGUGAAAACAACCAGGAAUUUGUUGUUAUUUCAGGAGAACUGAGUGAUGAGAUAUGAGUGCGUGUCUGCUUAUAAAAUACGAGAAUACAUUUAUCCGUUAUGAGUUUGAAGGAGUUUCCGGGGGAAGGGUUGAUUUUUGAAUAAAAAAUUUUCAUUUUGGAUUUUCAAUUUCAGACUGAAAGGUUAUUUUUCAAAAAGGUCGUCAGAAAACCACCUUCAAAAGAAUUGUUUUAUUGCACGAGUGUCAACAAUCCUAAUAGCCUGAAUAAUCAAAAUGGAAUAUAAAUCAGAAGCAGACAGGUCGCUACUGCCAUUUAUUACUGCUGGUAUCUGGUUAUGACUCCUGAAUACUGCGAAAUAAUGUUGGAAAAUUAAAGGGCGUCCCAUCAGGAUAGUGUUUACAUGGAGCGUCAUAUUCUGAUUAAAGGUGGUUUAAAAGCUGACAUGGGAUGAAAAUGCUCCAUACAAACAUCUUAAUUGCAAUAAAUGGCUCCUGACUGGAAACUUCAUUCGGUUGCAGAGGAGUAGUUUAAACCUUUUCAUAAGCAUUUUAUGUGCACAGUGUUUCCUCCUGAUUGUCCUCCAGCUGUGUUCUUCCUGUGCGUGCUCAACAUAAUGAUGAACACAUAUAGGCAUAAAGUUCUUCUGUAGUCAAAGUGGACAACAGCAGAGAGUUUGUGUUCUGUUGAAACACUUAAACUUAUUAAAUAACAUGUCGUGAAAACACGAACAGGGAAACCUCUUAUUUGAACAGUGUCAGAUGAAGGAAUAUUGUCCAUGUCGAACUGUCUCACAGGCAGCUCAAAUAUCACAUGUUGAAUGUUGAACAGAUGUUCCUUUAAUAGUCCCACAGGGGGAAAUUCCAAAUUUACAGCACCAAAGUACAGUCACAAAAAGAGAAAUUAAAGGAUAAAGAAAUUUAGAGUUAAAGGUGGGAUAGGCAGGAUCUGAGGAAGUGCCAGUUUUUGGGAGAAAUCUUGAAUGUAAACUCUACCCCUCCCAACCUGUUUUCCCCUCAGCUCCUCCUCUCCCCUCCCUCUCUGCUUCAGCAAGCCCCGCCUACAAACAGACGCUCCUGCUCGCUCGUAUCGUUCCAAUUAAAUUCAGAUAUAAUGCAGAUAAAUACUUCAGAAAAUUAAAAAUGGGGCCCAGUCAAUGUGAAAGUAAAAAGCAUUGGUGCUACUGUAGAUGCCAACAGACGACCAGCAAACACAAUGUUUGCAGGACUUCUACAACUAGGAUAAAGUGACAUACUCCAGGUAAACAGUGUAGUGGCGCUACAACACGUAGCAGGUCUCGUUUGACAAGAAACACUUCUGUUACAGACACUUGGCUUACUUUGUUAAAGCGGUUUACCUGUCCAGAAGAAAGGUCACAGGAUCCGUACGAUCCCAAAGCGUCUCCCAUCAUUGUUGACCUGGCUUUUUUUUAGCUCUUGUCUGGUCUACCUCCAUUUUAAGCGCCUGUUAUCCCGCCAGAGUCUCUGGUAUUUACUUUGUUUUCUUUCUUGUGUUGGCACUUGUGGCUAAAGGAGGAUUCAGACAACUUUCUGUACUUUCUGGUUGGUUUCUACUGUCCGAUAUUGUUGCACUCUAACUUUGUUUGGGCUUGUGAAUGACUCGGGAGAGCAGCUUCUGCCUCACAUCCAAUCAGCACUAAGGAGCAGCGUCCACUUCACAACCAAUCAGGAUGGGGGAGGUGGAGAACAGCUUUGUUUACAGUCAGAAAGAGCGGGCUGCUCAAAAAAUUUAAAAUGUUGACUACACAGACAUAACAGAACACAUCGAUAUCGUUAUAUUACCAAAUGUCAUCAAUGACUAAUAACUAUUGACUGAUAUUAAAAGCUUUUUUGUGUAUACACAUCACAAAAAAAGAUGCUUCUUUAACAGAUUCCUGCCUACCCCACCUUUAAGCUAAGAAAAAAUGUGUACCGAAAAAGCAAAAACAGAUACAAACAAAAGCGUUUGGACUUCCUGAUUCAACUCUGACCUCUACAGUACUUGUGGUAACUGUGUGCACUCUCAUUUUCUUCUUUUGCAUGAACAUUUUAGCGUUAGCUCUGCAUAGAGUCGUUUUUUAACUUGCAAAUUGACUUGCUUGUUUUAACUUGUAUGAUCAUCUGACUGCUCCUUGCCUCAUCAGACACACUGAGGCGUUUUGUUCGAAGGUGUAAAUCUGUUCUAAACUCUGGCCAGAGCUGAGAAAAUAAAGCCCCAGAAGUUAAAAAGCACAGUUUUCCCUCAAAUUGGCUUAAAUCCGUCACAGUGAAGUUUUCUUUCAUGCUUCCUUUUUAGUGUGUGCUCGGUGAAUGCCAGUGCGACAGCAGGCUCAGGAUUCCUAAAGCUGUCAUUACAUUUGGGCAAUUCUGGUUUGAAGCCCUUUUAUGACAUAACCUCACAUGGGCUAGUUAACCAGCUGUACAGAAAGCACUUCUACUACACAGGAGGCACAUAUACAAUAUUUCUCGACAUGUGUUUAUUUGGUGGGAAAGAAGCAGCUAAUCCUCUCACCAAGUGAGAACCGAGUGUGUUUUCCGACUGAAGCUGUUUGUUUGUGUUUAUACAUGUGGCCUAUUGUAGUUUGCUCGAAUGAGCUUCAGUAUGAACUACUUUGUCGCAUAAAUCUUUUAAUCCGAUGUCUCUGGUGCAUAACUCGACUCAACCCAGUUCGCUGAAACGGUUGCCUUGGUGUUGUAAAGGCAGGAUUGUGUACGGUGACUGAAACGUCUUGUCAUCAUUAGCCGUGCUGGCCUUUGUCUGCGCUCUGCUCAUGGAGGGCAACAGCAGGAAGGGUAAAGUAGUGUAGACCUAUGAGGAGCUAUUAUAUAAAUUAAAUUCAGACUCUUAGACUCCAGACAUUGUGAUAAAGCAUUAUCUGGGCCCUGUCAGCCUCAGAUCCAACGCCGCCAAUGGGAUUGUUUGAUGUGGACAAAAUAUCCGUGGUGUUUGCUGCCAGCAUUUGAGAACUCCUAAUCCUACUUCAGAGAGAUGCUGAAGGUUCUUCUUGGAUCAUCUGUUAGCGCAGAUAGAAAGCUAGUUAAUCACCUCUGUGUUGGGCUCUGUAUCCUUUUCUGUGGUUUUGAGGCGUUUCAUCAAUCACACUGAGCACAUGUACAGUCCUGGAGGGGGUCGACUUGGUAAUACACAGGCGCACACAGGCAGGAGCUGUAUGCUCACACACUCACUGACACACACAGUCAUUGCACAGUAAUACAUCAUGGAGCAGCCCUUUUGAAAAUGUACUUUUCACUGUUGAGCUGAAUACAAAUACAUCUCACUUUGUUUUGGGGGUCGAACACACACACAAUCGCCUGCGUCCCCAAUCCCCCCUGCUUCUCAUUCUGACUUUAUUUAGUGAGAGAGAGGAAGAGGGAGAGACAAGGGAGGCAGUGGCUCAGCGCUCGGGUUUAGUCAUGAGCUGUAGGGGGUGUUCACAGGCUUAUAUGGGGUGCUGCGACUGAACUUUGGGUCUCACGCAACUGACAGAGCAAAGAUGGGCAACGCAGGCGGAUCUGAGACGGACUCAUUACGCCAAGGAAGGAAAGAGCGGCGUGUCAGGAUGAGAAUAUUAAUGACACCCAGUCUAAGAGACAGACAGAGAGAGGGCGAGAUGAACUUCAUGUAAAAUUCAUUGUUUAAGUUGGGGAAAGGAUUAGUCUUUGGGGGAAGUUGUGAUUUAAAUUCCAUCAGGCAGCAGACUAUUACUUUUCACGAUUGUGUUGCUUCUAUGAAGAUUAGCACAAACGCCAGCUGAAAUGACACCCUCUCCCACCCCUGAAGUGUUAAUAUCCACAGAAAAAAAAAAAUGGAGCACUCGUUUGUGAAAAAAAAAUCUUUCUGUCUCUGCGGUCUUUAUCAAGUCGAUAACCAGCCCCUACUCAAAACUGUGCUCCCCUUUUUACCGCGUGCCAACUGAUUGACAGGCAAUUAGCUGCAGAUUGACCGGGGUGUUUUCUACGAGGGUCCGCAGAGGUUUGAGUAAUUGUGCUGCACGAACAGAUACCUCACAAGCCGCCUGCGUUUACUUCCAGCAUUAAGUUAGAAGGAAGCUUUUUAUGUGGGAGGAGUAGUCGGAAAUGCUGUUGGCAAUGCUGCCGGUGAUUGUGCUGUGUGGAGGGAUUGGUACAGGCCCACCAGGGAUUUGAAAAUACAAUAAGUAUAAAGAUGUGAGAGAGACAUGGAAAUAGAGCAAAAGAGAGGCGGGGGAAGGGAGGGAGUGAGGGAGGGAGAUCGCCCUCACCUCGAUUUGCCCGAGAGAAAGGCUGCAGCACUUCCAGUUAAUGUCAAAUCCUGUUAUCAGUGCCAGGGAAGCACCUUUCAGCACCAUCUACAGACCUGCUUAAAGCUGUUAUUAAUUUCAUCUCAGGCAUUACUACAUCUCACUGACACCAUCUGAUGGUGCACCAGUGCAGUCUGAGAUUAGGUUUCAAGAAAAAAAAAGAUCAUACAGUUUAGAUUGAAAUACCGAAAGCAAUUUAUGGAAACGAUUUGUAAGACGCCCUCAGGCAUAAACAGAAAAUUGUUUUUUAUUGACGUGACACAAGUGGACAUGCAUCUGUACAUUUAAUUUCCCUGAUGUAAUUUUGGGGUGUUUGUAGAGAUGUUUACCUACCUAUUUCUCUCAUAAUCUCAAGACAGCAUCACUCGUUUUAUCAAAAUAACUUAGGAGCAGAGAUUUAUUAUGUUUUUCAAUAAAAAUUAACAAAAUUUUACAGUAUUUUACACUUUUUCAAGAUAAAAUCUCAUUUCCCUUUGGUAAAGACACCAGUUAAGUAGAGUGAAGUAUUGUCUACAUAGUUAUUCCUUCUCAAAUAUAAGAGGCAUAGGUUCCUCCCUGAGAACUUUCCUAGUGUGUUGUGAUGUACAGUGGGCAGUGCUGCGGUUCUUGAAGUAACUUCUUCCUAUCUGCCUUCAGCCUCCAUGUAACUCUCAGGGUGAGUCAUUUUAGGUGUUGAAUCCUAAAAUGAUCAGUGUUGAAGCCACGAGCGACUGUCUUUGCACAAAUUGUUUUACUUUAACUCUUAUUCUUACUCUUCUAAAGCUGUCUGGUAGAGUACUGAUAGAAAAUGACUGAAAACAGCCAGAAGAGAAGUAGUGGUGGGCCUUUUGUAAAAGUACACAACUGGGAUCGAUAUCUCAUAAGAGCAAUUGAUACCAAUGCAGAACUUCAGUUUCAAAGAAUUAAUACAGCAGUAUUGUUGAACCCAUCUGUACUGUGUAGGGCUUUUGUAGUCCCACAUGUCAAAACUUUAAUUUAUAUAUUUUUUGUAUUUUCUUCUCUUGAUUUGUUUAUUCUCUGAUGUAGUGCAUUGUUCAAGAGGUGCUUUGUCAUUCAUAUUGAAUAAACACCAAAAAUGUACUUAAUUUAAAUCAUUAAUUUAAAUCAGCAUAGAAAUUUGUGUAUGCACCCAGACCCAACACUUUAUUUCAAACUCAUAAUUACGAAUUAAAAAUGGUUAAAACUGCUCUGUGUUAACUGCAGUGUGUUAAAAAUGAAGAAUAAAUGAUCGUAAGUCAGAGAUUGAUGUUAAAAAAACUAGUCACAGGAGUUCAUAGCCUUUAAGUAAAUGCUUGUUCAAAGGGUGGCUGAUUGGCUGCUGCUGGUGCCACCCCAAAUUUCUUAACUGGGAUUGGCUCGUUUGCCCAUCAGGGGUGGGACUUGUGUUUAAAUUUAGUAUUCUAGCUGUCCAUCAACUGGCUGUUCCUAGCAUACUUUUGUUGCAAUUCGUUGUAGUGGUUUUUAAGAUAAGAUGUUCCUUUAUUAGUCCCACAGGGGGAAAUUCUUACUUGGUGUUCACCUUUUAUUAUAUUUUAGAAGUUACAUAUGUAAUAGAGACAGAAAAGGGGAUUAAAUACUUUUUCAAUAUGUUUAUAUAAACUCAACUCAACUUUAUUUGUAAAGCACUUUAAAACAACCACAGCUGAACAAAGUGCUGUACAUAAAUAGACAAAACAAUGAGACAUAAAAAACAAUCAAAAAACAAUUAAAACAAUGGAUAAAAUAAAAACAGAAUUAAAAAGUAAAAUAUAUAGUUUCAAUGUUUUUAAAAACUAAUUUAAAAACAUAGAAACAAACAACUAAAAACAAACCAUAAAACACUAAAACAGGAGCCGAGUCUCAUGCAGGGUAAAAAGCCAAUGAAUAAAAAUGUAGAGUCUAUAAAAAUAUAGACACUUGUUGCUUUAUGCAACUCUGCAUAAGUCAGUUGAGACACCACAAUCAUGAAAUUCUUGCCCCUGCCAUCAUGAUGAAGGAUCUGUGGAUGUUCCUCAGCCUUCUGGUCCUUAAUUAUUACAUUCAUAUAAUGUUGUGUGCAUUAAAUUAUUAUUUUUUUAAUUACAUUUAGCUUUGAACUCUUGAUUUGGUAAACAGUGAGUUUGCACAUCUACUAUAAAUGGUAAACAGUUGUCACUCAUGUGGAGCUUUAUAUAUCGAGUCCCCACUCUGUUUUAUCUGUAUUUUGGGUCUUUACCACCUCCCGAAAAAUUUGUCUUCUGUAGCUGCAAACCUCAUCUUUUUUCAACAGCAAGUUGGAAACUUGGUCUGUCUUUUGGCAGAACUUUAGAGUUUUAUCAGUCAAACAGCUUCCUGCUGGGUCUCGAAACAAUGCUUUAAGAGCAGUGAGAGUGAACUGAAACAGUGAAGUGAGAUGGGAAAUGAAAGCAAGAGCAGAGACUCAGCACAACUGAGGGGAACUGCAGAAUCGGAGGAUAAUUCUCUCUGUGUUAGUACCUUCUAGUCACCCCCUUUAACACUCAAGCAGUCAUUUCAUGGCAUUAAAGUACUGAUAACUGUCUAACCUCUGUAGGAUUGGAGCAUGAUUAUGUUAAUGAAAUGGAGAAACCAGAGUAAGAUGUGAUGCAAACGGCUGUCUCGAGCAUCAAAGUCACACAGUCUGAUGCCCUUACCAUCCUCACAGACUGCCUCACUGAGACGUUUCGUGGCGCUUUGACAACAUAACGCUAUUUCGAGCUUUCCUCCUGAGAGACAACAGUCAUUAUUCACACGACCACAAGAUCUGUGGUGUUACAAGCCGCAUAGACACUGAUAUGAUAACAGACAUCCUGCAGAAAAGCAAAGAUCACACACAGAGUGAGACAUUCUGAUGAAGAUUACUCACAAAUGUUAAGAAAACAUUGACAAAGCAAAACUAUUGUACACGUGUGCAUAGAGGAUGGAAAGAAACCUUUUAAAUUACAUGGAUAAUGCUGCAGAGUUCGCCCACAGCGUCUCAUAAAUGAAUGAAUAAUUGACGUGAAGUCGGGAAACACCUUUUUUGGCACACUCUCAGGAAAGACAACAGAAAUAAAUCCCCCAAUUAAGUUAGUACCGGGCCUGAAUUUUUAAUAACCAUAAAAGAGGAAGAUGGAUGAAUAUUCUUAUCUGCAGCAAUGAAACCCCAACCUUUGAAACAAGGAAAGGAAAAUAAUCAAGAAAAGUAAAGCUGAGGUGAAAAACAAAAACAGCUUACAUCAUGAAUGCCAGUGUUGUCCCUACUUUCACAUGAGCACCAACAAGCUGCACACUGGUGUUAUUUUACAGAAAAACAAUCCUCUGCAAUGCUGCAAAGAUAUUGCACCAUGUAAGUUGAUUUUUAAAGACAGGCAGAUAACAGCUGGACAGACAGUAUUGUGCAGUGAUAUGUUUUGUGUCUGUCUUGCAGAGAUCCGUGAAGCUUUUCGUGUUCUGGACCGGGAUGGGAAUGGUUUCAUCUCCAAACAAGAGCUGGGAAUGGCCAUGCGCUCCCUGGGUUACAUGCCCAGUGAGGUGGAGCUUGCUAUCAUCAUGCAGAGACUGGAUAUGGAUGGUGAGCAGCUACAUGAAGUCUCACACUUGGGUGCACAGACAGAACACACACGCUUACACACAGACACACACAUGCUGUGAAAAGUGCGUGGCUGUUUAUCAUAUCCUGUAUGAGUUUAAUGUUUGUUUACGCUUGUUGUGCCUAAGAAGAGUUAUUUUUCUUCCAGGGAGAGUCAGGAUAUUUUGGGUGUUGGGUUAUAAUGUUAUGUUAAUGAAAAUCAAUCUCCUAUGAUUCCAAAAAACACUCAAUUUAAGGCCUCAAAUGAUCUAUGUAAAUUGGCAUUUUGGGUUAGAGCUUCUUUGAAAAUGUCACGGCAAAAACUGUUUCUAAACGGCGUUCAGAUCAGCAGCAGGUGGCCAAUUGUCAAAAACAAAGUCCCCCAGAGACAAUAAAAAGAAAAGAGCUUUAAAAACAUCAGCUCUGCUUGUAAAUUCACAAAGGAUUGCAAUUACUCCUAAGCAUCCUCUGCAUUACAAACAAGCUCGGCAGUCUUUCAGACGCUUCCUAUCCGCCUGCUCUUGAUUCCACAACACGCGGUGAAUAUCAAAGGUCAGGGCUAAAAGCUUUUUGCUUCUGCCUCCAUAAGUGCUUUGACCAUCCGACAGCAGAGCAGCUGCUCUGAGGAGAAACAGCAUUUCUCUGAAAAUCCUUUACCUGUGACUUUUGUGGUUUCUAUGUUGUCAUCGGUAAUGCACCGGAAUAACAAUAUCUAUCAUUAUCAGGUGUUUAAAAAAACCUACAAGGCUUUUUAUUUGAGGCAUUUUACAAUUCAAAAUCCCUCUUUUGGAGAUCUAAUUCGCUAAUAUCGGGCAUCUUUCCUUGUGAUUUGGGCAAAGCAGUCCCAAAUGGAAAGAUUACACUAACUAAUUGAAAUCAGAGUUUUUAAGAAACUGCAGUCAGAUAUCAGAACGAAAAAUUUCUCCUGUUUGACCCAAAGUAAUAUUGUCUUUUUUGUUAUUUGCACAGAUCUGUAUUUUCUGAGGCUUUUUUUUCUGUGUCCUGUAGACAAGGAUGGAAAUAACUAUAAAACUUUACACUAAAGAAGAAUUUCCACAAAAUAACAUCCAGUUUAAAUCAAAUUAAAUAUUAUUGAAAGCCUUUUUCUACUUAAUUGUUUAAAUUCACUCACACAUGUUGACAAAUGCAACACUAGUCGACCCAGCUGGCGUGCUGUGUACUGACGAAGACACUCCAGACUAUACAGCAGUUAAUUAGGAUUCAUAUGGCAAGAAUACCAACUUAAUACUGUCUCUUUCUUCUUAGUAAUUAGUACUCAAUUAUAUCUUUCUUUCAUGGGAACUUCUUGGAAAAAAAUUAAGAAAAUUAUAGACCCAUGAAAUAAAGUGUUGUCCUUCCACCCAUGGUGAAGCAGCUGCAGUGAGACAGGUGCAGAUGACUGCUAAUGCGUCUUUAUGCUGCUCAUUAGAACAAACAAUAAAAACUAUAUUAGAUAAUCCUCUAACUGGGGUAAUAUCAAUAUUGGCAAUAUACCCCAUAAUAACCCAAUGCAAUAACUCAGUCUUUAAGACACCCUGCCUCAUAGAUUUACGCUGCAAAUGAACUCCACGCCACACUGCCUGUUGAUUUUUAUCUGUAACAACAUGCAGUUGUAGAAUACAUAAUGCAAACACUUACAGUUUGCAUCCUUUGAAUUUUAAUGUGCCGAACGAUCCCCGAAUUCAGUGCAUAAAAAGAUCUCAUUGCUUGCACACACGCAGGCUUUAGUUUUGAAGGUGAAUUACUGCUGGAGGUGAGCAGAAGUUUGUCUCGGAUGACGGCACACCCAUCUGUUAAUCUGUCUCAUUGCUCUGCUUUUAUUUUUGUAAGCAAAUAAACUUCAGAAUAAAAUGAAUUAUUUAACUCCGGUCUGCCACUCCUCCAGUCUGAUUUUUCUCCUUUGCAUGUGUGUGUGUGUGUGUGCGCGUGUGUGUGUGUGUGUGUGUGUGUGUGUGUGUGUGUGCCUCUAGGGGACGGCCAGGUGGACUUUGAGGAGUUCAUGACAAUACUGGGCCCCAAGCUGCUCUCAUCUGACAACAGAGAAGGAUUCCUGGGUAACACCAUCGACAACAUCUUUUGGCAGGUGAGAGACAAAACCGCAAUGUGUUUUCUCAUCACUCACACCCCUUUUCAUUUAUCAGUUGCAUCUUCCACGCCCCCCUCUUACUCACUCACUCUCUCUCUCUCUCUCAUCUCUGAUUGUGUAUUUCAGCAGCCAGAAGUCAGUCUUACAUCCUCAAGCACAGCCCUAGUUUCUGCAGGGACUCCACACAAGCACACACCUACUUAAAAACACAUUCCCAGCCAGCCCUCCCCAAACCUGCCUCUUCUGUUCUCUGACAAUAAUAGUUAUUUUUUUUUACUGUAGGCUUAAGGCCUUGAAGGAAUAGAGACCUGCAGAGAAUUAACCGUUUCUUUAUGCGAGUAUGUGUUUUUGGGUCGGGUAUGGGUAUGUUUUUAUGAUUUUCAUUGUUGCAGAGGGUAUUGCUCUCCUGUAUUUAGAGAGUCUUAGCCUGUGUGCUUUCAAGCAUCCAGACUCGGCCCAGUGGUGAUUAAGGCUGAAGCUUUUGAAUGUGCUUUCUUUAUUUUUGAAGAUUGUUGCAUAGAGAAAAUGUACUGCUCUUAGUGCGCUUUGAUCGAUUCUUUUCUUUUGCUACUUAGGUAUGGCAUCCAACAAUCAUGAAAACUGCAGCAUUUUGAGGUGUGUGUGUGUGUGUGUGUUUUGGGAAGUGGGGAGAGGGUUAGCAUGAGAAUGGCUGGUUGAGCUCGCUGUUUCCUGCUUUCUUUAACUCAAAUAAGAGGGAAAUCAUUUAGAGGGUGACUCACAGAAAUGAGGAGGUGUGUGCGUUCCAGGUUACACACAUUAACAAAGACCGUCUUUAUCCUAGAUUGCAUUGUGCAAGCACUUCAGACAAUAUCUUGAAAACUGCAAUUUAUGCUGUAGCACAUAAGAACACCAGCAGAAUUCAUGCAAAAACUGCAGAUUUUUAUAUCAAGGUCAGUACUUUCUUAGAUAUUCCAACAUCUCUUUUAAAUGAGUGGCGUUGCAUCUAUGGAGUAAGGAUGGAGCAAGACAGACUACAGCUCGCCAGCCAGCAAGGCUAAAAGAGAUGAGAGAAUACAAAGAGGGGCUGGACAAUAAAUGGGAAAGGAGAGGGUGCAGGGGUGGGGGGGUGCCCCACACAGAGAUACAGGAAUAUAAAGGAAAACCACAAAGGAAGAGAGAUGGGGAAAAUGAAAGAAGAGGGAUACAGGAUACUGUGAUUCAUGAAGGUCGCAGACAGUGUACGUCUCAGGGGUGAUUUAAACGUUCGCCUCCCACAAAGAAGUAAACAGAAAACAGGAAGACGGGGUGGAAAAACGCGAGACGGGAGAGGAAAGAAGCAGGAGAGGAGCAAUGAGAGCAAAGAAUAUAGGAAGAGCGAGAGAGAGGGGGGGGGGCUGAGAUGGUGGGAGGAAGUGUGUCUCUGAGGACUUUGAGAGCAGCGUUGUGUGUACGAGUGUGUGUCUUUGUGCGAGUGAGCGUGUGUGUGUCUGUUUAUAUUUCACAGACCUCAGAGGGAGACGGGCAGAGAGGGAGAGUCAUUGUGUUGAGUAGCGGAAGAUGGAAGAGAGAGAGAGAGGCACAUCAUGGUGGGUCAUAAUGACUCAGUUCAGUAUGUUCAGAUAAUAUCCUUGCAUAGUGAGAUGUAGAAUGAUUGACUUCAUCGGGGGAGGCUCCAGUUGGCAACUUUUUUGCGUGUAAUUACAUUCUCCUGUGUGUGUGUUUGUGUUUGUGUUUGUGUUGAAUAAUUUUGGCCUGUUCUCGUGUUUAUACCCGUCUUGUUUGAUUCAGUGCACCGCUGAAAUGUCUGAAAAAUACGCUCCGUUUCUUCUGUUUAUUUUACAUCCUAGCGUGGCCUGAGUAAAACCUCUGGGAGAUUUAAAACCCCUGACUCAAGUUACCACUUUUCUGCUGACAGUCGGUAAAUUAGUUUUGAAAAAAGGAAGCACCCAGUCUUCCAUAGCAAAUUAAGCUUCAUCGCCUCGAGAUACAAAACAAGCCGAUCUUUUAACCAAUAUUAUAACAAUGUUUACAGUCUAUAAAAAUAUGUUUGCACUGAGCGAGUGCAGCAGAAACGUCUACAGAAUUUUUGAGCCUUUUUACAUAAGCUGAAAACCCGUGUCAGUGUCAUCUGUCUUCAUUAGGCAGAUGUUUUUGCAGAUGUUCUUUGUCUCGAGGGGCUGCACACAUCAGGAGCAGUUUUAGAGUUUAAUUUUUAUAGACGCUAAAGCUGUAGAUGCACAACUUGCACAACUAUAACCAUUACAUUCAACACAAUUAUAUGCUUUUUAUAGGGGAACUGAACUUGUACCGAAAAUACAGGCUGGGAUUUAGGUGUUUAGGUUCCAGAUGGCUUUUAAAGGUAUAAGUUCUUACACUGCACCUAAAUGUGCAACAAAUUAAACUUCAGACCUCCUCUGACCCCACCUGAAAAUCUUUGUCAGUAUAACUACUUUAAAGUGUUACUUAAAGGCGCUGUGAGGAGUUUUUGUGUCGGGUGUUCCCUGUAGAUGAGUAUGGCAUGCCCAAGGCAGAAUUCGGAGUGGUGAGAUUAUGUAGUGAUUUGUAACAACUAUUCCGUAAACUCUGAUUUAUAUCUGUUACCUAGCUAACAAAAGGUGACUUAUUGUGAAGGUUUACCAUUACUUGUCAUAGUCCUGGUGUCAUGAUGUGACCUCUGAUGGUCCACUAAAUAUCCAAAUAACGUAAAUAUGCAGAAAAAUCAACCCUGAGGUCCAGAAGGAGAAGUGAAGCAUUCACAUACGGGCAUGAACAUUAAAUCCUGUUCAAAGUCAUUUUGUUUUUAUAUCUUUUAAAUCCCUGGUUUCUCCAUCUAAAGCAAUUCUUCCCCAAACAGAAAAGUCUUUUUGCUAAUCCUGCAGUAGUGGCAGUCAUGAGUACAAAACAUUAUGUAAAGAGAAAAGUACUUCAAGAUAAAACAUCCUCCCGCUUCCUCAGUUAUUUCUUCCUGUCAAACUUUACCGGCAGAGUUUAGGACACAGACAUUUCAAGGCAACUGCUGAAUAUUAAUCCAGCUCUGGACCUGAACACAGGUCUUAAAAUCCACUAUAAAGAAAUAAUCAAUGGUGUCAUUGAUAAACAGGUUUUAUUAUGUAGGUCAUAAAGAGAUAUCAGCAUAAGAAUGAGACUAUUUCAAAUCUGUCAGAAGCGCUUCACAGCGCCUCAAAGAAACUCUUACUCAAACUUUUAUGUUAGUAUGAAUAAAUAAUAAACUAUAAUAAACUUUGCCGUCAAAGAAGCCACUUUGUUUUUAUUCCAUUUUCAAAUGCAACACAAAUGUAUACUUAUCCAUUUACGAUUGACAAGAAGCUCAGACAACUCCAGUCAUAAAAGUGAACUGUCCCUUUAAAUAGUUUAAGCAAUUGCACUUAAAAAUGAACUUUCUCAGUGUUUGUUCUCUUUAAACUUUUCUAUUUCUAUGACUGUGACUCGAGGCAAACAACAACCUGCUUCAAAGAACAGAUUGCAGCUCUGCACACACACACACACACACACACACACAUUUUUACAACAUUUAAAGGUACAUUGUGUCAUUUUUUUUUCUAAAGAAAUGGACUUUAUCAUGCAGAAGUUUGUUAUAUUGAAUGUAAUAUCUUGAUUGUUGCACUUCUGAUGACUUGAAAAAGUCCUUUAUGUUAUAAAAGCAGCAGGUCCUUAUUCUGGAGGCUGUUUUUGUACCACCAUGUUUUCUACAGCAUAGCAGAAUGGACAAACUUGCAAAAAUUCAUUGUUAAUUAUUAGGUGGCUACGUGAGACCUGCCAGUAGGUGAACAGAGUGGACAGAGUGAGAUCAGUUGUUGUUGUUUGUUGUGAUAAAAGUUUUUUAAAGUAAAAACUUGACAAAUGGUGGAUCAGACUAUCAUGCAUCACAGGAGAGUGGAUUUGAAUAAAUCUGAGAUUUCGUCUCAAAACAAAAGAACAAGUAAAAUGAGAUCAGGACAGGGAGAGAAUAAGGGUCAAAAAGGGUGUUACCUUUUCUUGAUGGAAAAUCCUAAUGACAAAUUUAUGUUUAAAGACUGAUGCCAAAGUUGUAAGUUUUCUGCUGGAUAGGUAAGAGAACAGUUAUUCACCUGAGGUUACAUUACUUUACAGAAUUAUCUCAGUUAGUGCCUCUUUCAGAAAUCGUGCUAAUUUUGAUGGGGGACGCCAUGCAUCUCAGAUUUUGGCACAAUCUUUUCAGACACUUCAGUGCCAUAGCGGCAAAACAUCAGAGAUGCUUUAAGGGGAUGCUCAAUGUUCCACAAUUUGGCAUAGGGAGCUGGCUGCUUACAGUAAACCAAAACUACACCUUUUUCGGGACUUUAUUCUAAUAAAAUAAACCUUAAAUCUCAUAACAUUAUGGCUUCAUUUACAUACGGCUUUAUUCUCAUAAAACAAUCUUACUACAACUUUAUUCCCAAAGGAAACUAAGACUUAACUUUUGUAGAAAAUGACUUUAGACUUUAGUUCUGAAUGAGGAAUAUUUAACAUGUUGCACUUGGCCCAUAAUGUAACCCUACAGUUAAGAUUAAUGGAGUGAUAUUGCUAUAGUAAAGUGAUGUAACACAGUUGUUGGUGUUUAGUAGUACUGGCAGACAUUGAAGUGUGCUGUUAUCACCGUGUUAAAUAAAAGUAGGCUUAUUUUCUCUGCUAUUUCCUGUGUUAGCAAUAUAAUUUCCAGAGAACUCAUGGUUGAUUGAUAAACCCUUAUUCAGAGACCAGGGUGUUAUGAUAUUUAGCUGAGCACAAGUUCUACCCCACUGUUUAUUGUAAAACAUAAACAGAAAGAGUCAAUUCUGUGGUAUGAAAUAUAAAUGGCACUCUUUAAACAUGUGUCUGUACUCAUUUGAGUUGUAAGUGACACCUUUCAUCAGAGUCUAAAUCAUAAACUUGUUAUUUUUAAGCUUCAGCUGUUUGUAUAUUUUGUGGAUUAAAGAAAGCCCCCUCAAAAAAAGUCUGAGAACGAGAAGAAAAUAGUCAGUCAGCGACAGGUUUAACACUGCUGUCUGACUGGAUUUGUUGAGACAGUCUGCAGUGCUCAUAGGACGAUCAGUGAUGCCAAAUAUAGAGUCAUUUAAAAAAAAAAAAAAAAAGACAACAUGGCGUCUGUGUUACAUAAGAACUACCAUUUGGUGGAUGUUUUCUUUACAAAGAGCAGUAUGUGUAAGAACAGUUAUUUUAACACGGGGUGUCUUCUAAGAAGUGACUGGGACAGAGCCUGUGGCACAUUUUGUUUCAGAUUGAUGAAAUCUCUUCAUAUUUUAAGAAAUGCUUUUUUGUUACACGCCCUACAACUGUGACUGAUUCUGUCUCCGAGGGUGUAGUGUAUCUAUUAUUCAUUUCUGGUUGAUUUCAGCCCCUGCUUCCUUUGUUUGAAAUAUCAUCUUUCCUUUUUGUUUACCUGCAGUAUCCUCCCAUCAUGCAGCCUCAUUGUGGGCAUUAACUCGUUUAAAUGAAGUGUUUUUGCACACCUCUCUCUUUGUAUACAUCUGUUUGACUUGCAGCUGCCGUGUGAGUAGAAAAAAAAAGGGAGAAAUGGCACAGAAUAAAAGAAACAUUGCUUUUUGUUUGUCACUCCGGGUGACUUUUUCGAGAAGGGUCAGAAGACAAAGCAGGUGAAUGACUGAUGAAACAAGCUUUUGCGGUAUGAGGGCAGGUCGGUCUAGACGGGAGGGAUGGUGUGUGAGCACCUGUUCCUCUGAUUGAUGUGUCCUGGCUCCAUCAGUAUCUCACCGGUCACUGCUCACGAUCACCUGCUGUUUUCCUGCCGUGUGCACGCUCACACUCACAGGCACGCACACACACACAAACACACCACAUAUUUGAGUUCAUUCAGUGAAAGACAAAAUGCUCUGACAGGCAAAAACUCCCGAGUCUUUGCAUCACUGUGUGCGUCUGUGUGUGGAUGUCUGUGUCCUUCAGAGACCGGCCAGGAGGAGAAAUCUCAUCACUCUGUUGGUUUCUAACAGGUUACGGCUCUUUUGUGGCUUUUCCCCCCUCAGACAGACAGACAGGAACAUUGUACAUUCUCUGUGCCGCUGCUCUGAGCUGUCAUGUUGUCUGUCCUGAGGCUGGAGUCCAACAAGUUUUUUCCUCCUAUUCCCAGAAUCCAUUCAAAGCAGAGACAGCUUUGGCUAAAAGGCAGAAAUCAAGCCCUCCAACUGCUGCUGCUGCUGCCACUCCCUGUCUCUUGGCCCUGGAGUGCCCAAGGUUGAAUGAGUCAGAACAGUUAAAGGACCAGUCUGUGUUUUUGUUCCUGGAAAUGCAAAUAAAACGGAUGCAAACGAAUCUUAAACAGCAUCAGAACUAAGUCUAAACUUGAGAUAUAUAAGAAAUCUUAAAAUACAACAAUUCCCUCUAUUCACAUUUACCUUUGUUUUUUUUUUUACUCCGCUGGCUACAACUCACACUUCUGAGUAAAAGUGAGCCUCUAACAAACGAAAAAAGGAAGGUCAUUUUGGUUUGAUCAAAGUUUGCCAAAUUGUGAAGACUAUUGAUUUUUGGCUCUUUGUGGCCUCACAUCAACUCCAGUGUUGUUAUGUGUGUGUGUGUGUGUGUGUGUGUGUGUGUGUGUGUGUGUGUGUGUGUGUGUGUGUGUGUGUGUGUGUGUGUGUGUGUGUGUGUGUGUGUGUGUGUGUGUGGGUGUGUGUGGGGGGGUAGGGUUUGAUUGUGACCAGGUAAAGGUUUCGACUAAGAACCAAACGUAAUUACUUUAUGUUUUCAUUUGCUGUAAACUUUGAUUUUAUUGAGUGUUUGUCACAAUGUGUUUGAUUUUUUUCCCCCAUUAACUGUAAUAUCUACUUUAAUUGUUGAAGUAGCGUGUCGGUGUUUCAUUAUUUUCCUUGUGUGUUUGCAUUCAUAUGUGCGCUUGCUUCAUUACAAAGACCUUAAAAAGGAACAAAUGGUUUGAUUGAAAUCAAUACCCAAUUAUACAGUCGUUGGAAGCACAACAGUACACUGAAACAGAAAACAAAUAACCUGCCUAAAGAUAUAUAGAUCAAUAUUUCACAUUUGUCAGAUUCAUAAAAUGUCUGAUCUGGUGUUUCCCAGCUUUUAUGUGUGUAUAUGAAUCUUAGUACAGCUCUAGUUUGCUGCAUUACCCUUUCAAUCCAAGGGUCGUCAGUUUGGCGGCACCAUCGACUAUCCGCAUGUUCAAGUGACCUUGGGCAGGACGCAGAACCCUGCCAGCAUAGCCAGCAGUGUUUGAGUGGAAGUAGUUCUCCUUAGUGGAUUUAAUAAAGUACUUGCUAUAGUUUUAGACUUAAAGGACACAUAUAAGGGUGGUUUAAACCCAUCUUAAAGUGGUUAAACAGUAAACAAGAAUGUCUUUAAAUCAAACAGGUGCUUAAUAUUAAUUUAGUAACUAAGGGUCACAUUUUGGUUCAUUUGAUACCCAGUCUUUCCAAAAUAUUUUAGAUAAACAAUAUCUGUAACUUGAACUUAAAGCCCCUCUAGAGAACAUUUAGUUUGUGUCAAUUUUGGCGCCCCCUGUGGAGAAAGCAGUCUUUGCUUACGUAGUUUCUUAUGACAAAAAUCUCAUUAUUCUGCCUUUUUAAAGUCAAAUGUUUAGUUUAAUUUUAUACUGAAUUGAAAAUGUGAAAACAGGUCUGUUUUUCCUCCCCUCUCGCACCUGUUUCAGGCUCUAAACUCAUGAGAUGAAAUUUGUCAGUAUUGAUGCUCAUCUUGUUUGCUUUGGUGUUUUAUAAAAAGGCAUCAAUAUGAAUUUCCGUCUUUUUCACAAACAGCCAAAAUCUCCUAAAAUGAGAUUUAAGGCAAUUUAACACGAAAAUAGCUGUUAUUAGCAUUUAGAGCACAUUAUAAUGAGAGAUGAGCGCGAUUACUGUCUCCUGAUUGAAAUGAGCAUCAACUUUUCACCAUCACAACUCCUUCAUGUCUCUACAACUAUUGUCUGCCAGUUCUUUUUCCUCCAUCUGUGUCUCCCACUACUUCCUUCCUCUCAGUAUGCUCUGACUUCACUAUCAUUUCUUUUGAUUUUCUAAUCUCACAGCAUCUCUCUCUCCCUAACCCGUCGUCUCUCAACCGAACCCCUUAUUUUCAUCCCCUUUGCCUCCACUGCCUCAGUUUGUCCAUCUGUUGUACUAAACCGAGCGACUGAUUGUAGUUGCAGCUGUCAAUGAAGUAAAUAAUCUGGGGGCUUUGAAGAAGAUGUUUGCAUGUUUGUCUAUAGACUGAAGGGGAAUUUGCUGCAAACAUGAAGUAUGUUAUGAUUUGGAGAGGCAGACAGAGGCUAAGUUUGAGGAUUCACAUCAGUGAUUAGUCUGAGCCUCAUAAAUCAUUUCCAGCACAAACCUGCACACACAACUUAAAAUGUAACCACCUACAAGGAAGUAAUUGUGAAAGUAUCAAAGCACACACAGGGGUUUGCAUACUGAUUUAGGCGAACCAAAAAUAGCACCACUGGUGCGCAGGCAAACAUGCUGCCAUUACAUGACAAACAACACCUUUCCUACUUGCAUGCUGUAUCUGCACAUUACACGUCCAGGCAAUAGAACAUAAAUUCAUACAUGCUGUCAUUUCUUGUACCUGGUACGUUUCGCACCUCAUUCUUAUCAUCUAUAUUUAUCUUGCCUCAUAAAACCGCUCUGUGUAUGACUGAAUUGAUCACCGUGUGUCCCUGCAGUUUGACAUGCAGCAGCUGUCUCUGGAUGAGCUGAAGCAGGUGCUGUUCCACGCCUUCCGGGACCACCUGACAAUGAAGGACAUAGAGAACAUCAUCAUCACCGAAGAGGAGAGCCUCAAUGAAACCUCAGGGAACUGCCCUGAGUAUGAGGGAGGUAAGGAGGCUGUUCUUAUGAGAAAUAAACACCUGUAAUUGUAAAACUGUAAUUCAUAGGGCUUGGUCGGCAGAACUUUUAAUUAACUAAAAAGUCAGACUGACGCUGAGACUUCUUUCACAGGAGAUUCAGCCAUGAUCGGGUCAAAAGCAGCUUUUAAUGCAUCACAAUGGCACAGAGCGCAGAGAGGCGAUGAGCUUAAAUUGAUGAGAGUUAAGAGGGCUAACAAGCCUGUUUCUGAACCCACAUCUAUGUCAAGCUUUUCAUGGUAAUUCACUAUUUUUAUGGGAAUUUCAACCAAUUAGAUUAGCCCGGACAACUGAGAAUAAGGAUGUCUAAGCUGUAGCAAACUAGCUAGAAAGCUACCUCUCAGAGAUGCCAGAAGAGAUGACUAACUUUUACAACAGAUAUUCAAAAUGUGUGAUGCACAUAAUUAUUCAAAUAAAACAAACAAGAUUUUUUGUGAGUAAACAUAAUCCACAGGGCGCCAAAAACCUCCCUGAAAGAAAGGUCCUUAAGUAAGAAAAUACAUUUUUUACAGAAAGUCCUUUUUUUUUUUUUUUUUUUUUGCAGUUUUCACUCUCAUUAAAGGGAUAUUCCGGUGUAAAAUUCAUUUUGGGUCAAACACACCUUGACACUGACAUAGACACCCCAACGAGAGAUGAAUGUUACCGACCGCUUGCUUCUCUAGUUAUACCAACUUUGGUAACAACCGCAUGAUAGUAAUACACAACGGUCUGAGGAGCCAUAAACAAACCUCAAAAAAAAAAAGCCACAAGUAAUGCUCAGAACAGCACCUAACUUCAUCAACAGUACAUAUAGGGUCCCAGCCACCAAAAAUCUUUUUAACUUUGCCUAAUUUCUUUAGCAAAGAGACUAAACACAACUCACCCACUCUCUUCCAGCAGCCGCUUGUUGGUAGCAAGACCUCGGGCCAGUCCAUUACAGACUAAAGCGGGUGACGCAGCUCAAGGAAGAACAUUUAUGAUCAUUUUUUUAUAAUUUCCUUGAAGUAAUAAUCAUCAUUUUAAUCAUUUUGCACUGCAGACACUGUAGUUCUUCUGCCUUAGCGUCUCAGUCUGAUUGCAAUUCCAUGAAGAAGAAGAAGCAAGCGGUCAGCAACAUUUAUCUCUUGAGGGGGUGUCUAACUCAGUGUUAUGGUGUGUUUGACCCCAAAUCAAUUUUGUGCUGGAAUAUCCCUUUCAUUUUUAUUUUACUGCCUCAAGAACUUAACAUGAACCAAAAAUGUUAUCUGUGGGUGACUGUUAUCACUGACUGCAUGCUGCUUUCACAUUUUGCCUACCACAAAGUCAUUUCUCGUGUAUUUAGUCAAAAAUGAACCUACUUGUUGAUGACAAGUGGCGAGCUGUCUUGAUUUCCUGAAUCUCUCUUUGUUGCCAGGCAACCUUAUGGGGACAAGAGGCUAUUAAAAGACCACACAUUGCUGAAGAAGCACAGAUUUUGGUUAUGAUGAACAAAAUGUAGCCAGUGGUUGGUCUGUAGGUGUGUAUUUGAUCUUUGAAUGAAGCCAGGCUUGCACUUUGAUGCUGUUUUCAGUCUAUGCUGAUGAAGUUCAUUAUUUCCUGUGUAUGGAAGUGUAAGUGGAGAAAAGGGAAAAGUAGGAGGUGAUCUUUCAUUUUAUCUGCAAGUAACAGAAUUUCAAACCGCAUUUUAAAGCUAGAUUACAGAUAGACAGAGAACUGAUAAAUGCAGCCUCAGACAGUAGUUAAUACCACACAUUUCAACAAGAAAGUAUGUCCACGCUACUAUAAAACCCACUUUUCCCUGAACCAAAAGGUGUCAACAAAUAUACAACAAGCAGCUGAUAUUUGAAGAUAGACGUUGUGACAGUGGCAGACUGAAGCUGAGCAGAAAUAAAUAUUUUGAGGAGUGUGGGAGAGAGAAAAAAGUGGAAACAGAGAAAACAGAAAGAGAGAGCACAGAGACAGGAGAAAAAAAUGUGCUGAAGUCUUUGUUCAGUUGAAAUAAAGUGUAAGACAAGGCGCAGUGUUGAGGGAUCUGAAAAAAAGCCAACACUUUUGACGUGCACUUCUGAACAACUUUCUUAAUCCUCCAUCUGCUGUCAUCCUGAAAUGAAUAUCUACACAGAGAUUUUAUGGAGAUCCUGAGAAAAGGUCGAGCAUGUCAAAGCAUGUUCAAGAAAACAGAUGUAAUAUAAACUGAUUAUUCAAAUGAUGUUUAAAGGUCAAGGUAAUGCAUGAAUUCAUUGGUGUCAUAAAGAGGACAGUCUUGUUUGGUUUCUUAAGUUUAAAAUCCUAAUUGAGACACAGAGGACGAUUUUUUCUGAGGCAUUAGACUAUUUUAUGUCACUUUGGAGAGCAAAGAAAAUCAAACAACUAAACAACCCAAAAAUAAAUGAAUAUGACCCUUUUUACUCGUGGUGCAAAGCAAAGAAUUGCCUUUCUGCUGUGACACAUCCGAAAGGCACACCGGGACAAAGGUGGCGAUGCAUCAAAUGUAACAGAAAACUAAGAGGAUCUUAAUGAAUCUGCUGGGUAUUGGUCCACCGUCUCGAUGAGACCCCAGGAGACAGCCAUGAAGAAGUGGAGAAACGAAGCAAAAAGAGACGGUGAACAGAGAGAUAAGAGGCUAAGGCCAGGAUCAGGAAACUGCAGGCCUCGCACUCUCUUUCACUAAGUUCUUGUGUUGAGGGAAGGGCGAAACAUGGAGUUUGAGAACUGAAUAACAACAGUGAAAAAGAAAAAGGGCCAGGGAGGAAAAAAAGAGGUAUAAAGGGAGCCUCUUUUGUACAGAGAACAGCUGUAUGUCUCUCCACAUUUAACACAUUUAACCCUCUUCCCACAUCCUCAACUUCCUUCUUUCGUGCCUGCCUUCCCCAAUCUUCUUCCUCUCCAAUGGGACUCCAGAGCCUUUUAAGCAUCUCUCUCUCUUAGAUCCAUGACUCACAGCUCUGACUUGAUUUAUUGAUGCGGUGUGUGAUUUUUACAAACUGAGACAGGGGGGCUGACAGAGAGGAAACUUUAAGUUGUAGCUCUUGCUGCAAGGCUCGUUGGAGGACACGUAUGUCUCUACUCUUCUUCCUUUUUUAAUCUCGAGGGAUUAUAUCUUUGGGGGGCAGAAGACUUCUUAGUUCAGUUGUUACUGAAACGUAUUAUCUUGAAAAAAAGAGUAAAGAAAACCAAAACAGCUUUUGCCUUUUGUAUAUUUAUAGUGUUUUACAUGUGGGACGCUCUUACUGAUGAUCUGGGUUACAGUGAAGCUGUAAAACACGACAGCUAGGAUUCAGAAGAAAUGAAACCAAGUCCAGUCUUCUCAAUACAAUAUACAGAUUUGUGUUUUUCUGAAAGCACAACAAUAAUUCAUGUUGGGAUAUUCGUCUCAAGCACUUUGUGAAUUGACUGACUUGCAAGUAUCUGCUCAAUGUAAAAGGUUUUUUUUUUUAGAUGCAUCUCAUGAAAUUAACAUGGGGCAGCUGCUGGAAUAGAUGUGCCGAGAUGUGAUUAGCCUAGCUUAGCAUAAAGACGACAGCUAAGGAAACAACUGCCUGGGCUUUAUCCAAACAAUCCAACACUAAAAUCAGUAUUUCAGAUCUCCCCCUAAACUCACUCAUUAUGCUUUUAUUUGUUCAUUGAUGGGUUUGUUUGCUUGAUUUAAUGUCAAUUUUACAUUUGGAAGAGAGAGUGGGGUUGUCCUGUUACCAUUAAGUAUGUAAGGGAGAGAAUGUAGUUAGUGAGUGCAAACUAGAAUCCAAACAGGGUGAGACAAGAGUCUUAAUAACCCUGGAGAGAUUCUAUUGAUCAACAUGAUCACUGACUAUCUCUACAGUCUCCUUACUUUUUCUAUUUUGCAUACCCAAACCCACUCAAGAUACAUUAUACUGCAUAUUACCCAGGGUACCAUCGUAAGAUACGGCAAGUUGACUCUAGGUUCCAUAAUUAUAGCGCUGCUAUGGCAACAUUAUUUACAUCAGCUGCUGAGAGGGUCACAUUGAUAUUCAACUUAACAUUUUUACUCACCCGAAGUCGAAUCAUGAGUGUUUUUCCAAAAUCAGUUCUUAAAAGCUGCCAGAAACCCAUACUAAUAUCUUUUUCACUUGCCUGUUAUAACAUCCCAAACUAGUCCCUGUGCAGUUGUCUACCCCCUGCCUCCUUUUUUCUGCUGUUCGCCUGUUUACAAUCUGAUGGAAAAAUACUAUUCAAGUUGUGCACAAAGGUCGUAAAACUCAGGGAGUGUAAGUUCACUUUGAAGAUUAAGUGAAUGAGAGAAGGUCACAGGGAUACAGAAACUAUGCAAGGACAGCAGAAGCACAAAGAAAAGGAUGAGUCCAAGUGCAAAUGUGACUUGUCGUCUGUUGACCAUGUUUUGAAAAGAUGAAGAUUCGAGAAGCAGGGAUAAAGACUCUUAUAAUAUAAUAAAUAUACUUUCAUUAUAUAUCCUGAACUCUGCUGUAUGCUGUCUGCCUUUUAAGAAAGAUUUAUCUAUCACAGUCAUAUCUAAAGUUUUGUGCUCUUCAAACUAGAGUGAUAUUAAAAUAUCCCGUGUGUUCCUGUCACAUUUUCAAUCGUUGAUUAUAUUAGUGUACCAGAAUCCUUCCUGUGGGUUUAUUUGAUCUGGCUUGUCAGGUUGACUCUGUCGUUAAGAGCUGAUCCUGUUGUUAUGGGGGUUCAGCCAAUUAGAGUCAAGUAUUUAACACAUCUGGGUAAUAGGGAGGCUAACUUAAUCCUCUAACUUGACUCAACACGCAGACAUGAGUGGGAUGUCUGUUGAUUAAGCAUUUUUUCUAAAAUUUGAAAUUUUUCUUAAGUUGUGUUUUAAUUAUUUAACAAAAUCAAUUAACUGUCUAACUCACAGGCACAUGAGAGGUAUUAACAGAACUAAUAGCUCAUCUCUUAUUCAUGAUCUCCUCUUUCACUUUCUCUUCCAGUUCAUCCCAAGAAGAAGAAUCGUCAGACGUGUGUGAGGAAAAGCCUGAUCUGCGCAUUCGCUAUGGCUUUCAUCAUCAGUGUCAUGCUUAUCGCAGCCAAUCAGAUGCUGAGAAACGGCAUGGAGUAACCACUUGCACUGUGAGCAUGGGAAGUGGACAGAACAGCCAUGACCUCACAUUUUUCUUGUCUUUGCAGCCAAAGCAGGAACAGCCACAAAUCAAGCACUUCUUUAAACACUUGGUUAAGUUCUUUUUUUUUGUUUGUUUGUUUAUUUUUUUAUUUCCAAUUUAAUUUAAUCUUGUUUUCUCAAAGCAGAAAAGGAUUGUGUAUCCAGAGGUGUAUUUGUUCUGCUCCGAAGAUGUCACCAUGUCAUGUUACUGGACUCGCUGGAACCUGAACCGGGAAAGGAUUAUGGUUUUAUCUAAAUUGAAAUUUAAUGAGUUUUGAUUUGUUGUUUUCAAUACCAAGACCACCCUUUAAACUUUAUUUUACUAUAACCCAAAAUGUUUUUCAGGUGCUUUGAGCCAUUCUAAUAUAAAAACAAAUAAAAGUUGGCCUGUAAUCGACAGCUACUUAUUAACCCCAGAGAAGUUCUGUUGAAUGUGAACUGAGUGAAUGUGAGCACUGAAUGUCAGCACAGUAUAUUUAAAUGUAUAUCUCGUAUUGUAAUGUAUUAACAUCUCACAUUGUGUCACUUACCAACAUCCUUAGGUCGGGUCUCUUUCCUAAGGAUUUGCCGCAUAUGAAAUCUUUGUUUGAAUCUAUUAGGAGCACAAGUCAAUACUCAGUGAGGGACCACUUAAAGUUAUCACUGUCCCGCUGUCACCGAUGUUAAGUCUUGUGACAAUUGUUGAUUGUUUUGAUGAUGUAUUGAUUGAUUGAUUGAAUGAUUGAUGAGGAGAGUCUUGUGGGAAAUGUAUGAAGGUCAUAAAUCAGAUUGAAAAGAUGGAGACAGUGCGGUUCUGUUACGUUGAAAUAGGACAAUGCUGAUAUUUGCCUAUGUUAUAAUAUUUUAGAUAACGCAUUGUAUGAAAAUGUUUCAUUUGUUGGUGUAUCAGCCUAUCAUUGUAAUACUGCCCAGCUGUGGUUAAUAGAAACCACAGACAAGCAUGCCAGUAUAUACACUGCCAUACUAAACAUUACCAACUCUUACUGCAUUUCCCAGGACUUCACUGUAUAUAAAGUAAUCCUAAGCUUGUGUAAUGUAUUAUUAUGUCAACAGCAGAAUGUAUGUGGGGUAGAAAUUUGUGCGAUAAAUCAGGGAUACACAGUCGAGCUGUGAUUGCAGCUGUUCUCCUAGAAAAGGCUGCCUUCUAGUGGAUAGAUUAAGAACUGCAGCAACACGCCUGAGCAACAACGUUUGUAAGAGGUGAAUAACACCACCGAUUGUGAGCUUUGAUGUGUGUUAUGUCAGUGUCACAACAGCAGUAUUGUCUGUAUAAAACUGGGACAUUUUCCCCUAAGCUAUUUGUGUUACUACUGCAGGUUUAGUGGCAGUUUCACUACAAUGGAGUGAAAUGAUACUGGUAAAAAAGAGGAUUCUUUAAGCCUGUCUUCUUCUUCUUUAAUGGACCGUAGAUCCCAUUUUAAGGAAAUGGUUUGUUUUCAGGGAGGUGGAGGGUUCGGUGACAGUCACAACUGUCACAACUUAUGAGAAUGUUUUUGGUUUUUUUAAGUGUGUGUCCCUUUUAUGUAACUGUUUAACAAAAACAACCAUUAUUGUGACCUUUUUUUUCCACCAUUCUGCUCAGCUCUGUGUAGAUGCAUCUUUAGAUUCACUUGUUAGUGUUAGUAACCACUGACUACGUUCGACCCUGUGAAACAACGUGGAUUCCGAAAUUGCAUGGUGCUCCCCUUGCACAUAAUUUAAUUGUUUGUUUUUUAUGGUUUCUGCAGAAUACAGAAAAGCAGAAUCAGAUAUUUCAAUCAAACUAAUGUGCAAAUGUGAGUUUAUCGACGAAAUUUGAAAGAGAGGGCUUUGUUCAAAGAAAUUAACUUUGUGAGAUCAAGUGUCACAGCAAAAAUGUAAUAUACUGUAAAUCAGUAUGCAUGUCGUUGUUCAGAUUUUCACGUCUUUGACAGACAGGGAAAUCCAUUUAUCUUUCUUUGUGGUGGCACAGCCUUGGUUCAAUUGUAUGUACUACUGUAACAUAUUUGACUUUCCAGUUUCUACUGUAAUAGCCAUUUUUUCUAGUUUCUACCAGCUAUUAAUCAAAUCAGAGUGCAGGAGAGGGCAUUUUCAUAAAUAUGCAAAUUCAAGGUCACACAUCACCGUCAUCAUCUUCUCUGUUUCACGUCAUCUUGGGUAGAGUCUGUAGAGGCCUCACUGUUGAUGGAAAAAAUGAUGUUUUAUUCACUUUACAUUUUUACUGGAAUGUUCUCACCAGAGUCCUGUAUAAACUGCUGUAUAAUGUAUGCUACACUUAUCCCUGUAAGUUAGUCUGCGUCUUUGAUAUUCUCAGCAAACUGACAUUUGACCAACGGACCAUGUUUUCACCUGUCUCAUGGUCCUUUUGAAACCAGCAUAGACCACUUUCUUUUAACAAUCCUUCAAUACUUGUGCCAUUCAGAUGUCCUUGCAUGGUUGUGCGAGGAGAAACUCAUUAAACAUACCUUUGAGCCACACUUUUUGAAGUUUACAUCAUUACUGUAAAUCUGUAACGGGAUGAAAUCAGAUGAUGAUUUUCAUGUUUUUGAAAGUUUCUUUGGAGAUUUGUUUUUACCAAAACAUGUUUUUACCUAGUAGAUUGUAAAGAGAUAAAAACUAAACAAAGAUAUGUAUUACAACCUUGGCAUGCUGCUUAGAAAAAGGAGAAAGAAAACAGCAAUAGUUACCAACUGAAUGGAUAUUUAAAAAUGCAAAUAAUGAGUUUAAUCUGUUUAAUCUGAAAAAAUAUAUCCAUAUAUGUUUAUGCAAUAAAUUCUUGUUUUGAUAGAAA
This is a messenger RNA of Xyrichtys novacula (pearly razorfish), 35297 nucleotides long. The record is from the annotation of a GenBank genome assembly. Lineage: Eukaryota; Metazoa; Chordata; Actinopteri; Labriformes; Labridae.